CGGGAAGGCGCUGCAGUCAUAACAGAGGGCGCGGGUGGGCGGGAGGUGGAGCCUGGAGGUGUGAAACGGCAGCUGGGAUAGGUGACGUGCAGGUGGCGUAGACAGUCCUCAUUCACAAGGAUGUCUUCCGGGUCCCAGCUGAGGAACACCUCUCUUCAUCUGCGUUUAACUCAAGUCUUUAGGGAUCUAGUUCAAAAAGCUAUAGGAGAAGCACAGGCUUCCAAUCAUAUACAAAGAGUCACGGAUGAUGUGAAGGGUUUGUCAUCUUCAUCAUUAUCCUCAGCCGUUAGUAGUCAGGAAAAUAAAGACAAUCUUUCUGUGGAGUCACCAACGCCUCCAGUGGAAUCCCAAGAAGCUCCGAACUCGACCAAAUCAUGGCAAACAUACAUGAAACUGAUGAAACCAAGUGAUAAACCCGAACCGUCAGCUGUUCCAAAGUGGAAGCUUGAAGUGGCUUCUGCCAGGGGCGGCAUUGACGCGCGCACCCGCCACCUUGUGGACAUGGUGCGCUCAGCCCAGACGGACAUGUCGCGCUCGCGGCGCGUGGAGGACCUGAUCCGCCACCUGCGGCAGUACCCCGAGUCCUCCAAUCUGGCCUUCAUGGAGGGCGCCGUGUCAUCCCUGCUGAUGAUGUCGGAGCGGACGAGUGACUCGGUGGUGCAGAUGCAGCUGCGGGAGGCGCUGGCCAUGCUUGGCCACGUGUGGCCCGUGCCGGGCCGCGGCAUCCGCAUCCUCAGCAUAGACGGCGGUGGCAUCAGGGGGAUCCUGGCCAUCGAGCUGCUGCGCGAACUGGAGCGGCUCAGUGGUCAGCCCAUCUACCAGAUGUUCGACCUGAUCUGCGGCGUCAGCACCGGCGCCCUGCUGGCCGCCCUGCUCGGUCCGCUGAAGCGUUCGCUGGACGACGUCGAGGAGCUCUACACACGACUGGGCACCGAGGUGUUUCAGCAGACGCGCCUGCGGGGCACCACUAAGCUGCUCUGGCAGCACAGCUACUACGACACGGACGCGUGGCGUAACAUCCUGCAGCGCCACCUGGGCGAGACGCGCCUGAUCGCCCUCUCCCGCGACCCCGACGUGCCCAAGAUGGCGGCCGUCUCGACGCUGGUGAGCAGCGAGCAGCUGCAGGCUUUCAUCUUCCGCAGCUACAACCACCCGCACCACGUGCAAUCGCAGUACCAGGGCGGCAGCCAGUACAAGAUCUGGGAGGCGAUCCAGGCGUCGGCCGCUGCACCGGGCUACUUCCAGGAGUGCCGAAUCGGGGACAUGCUGCACCAGGACGGCGGCAUCCUGGUGAACAACCCGGCAGCGAUCGCGAUCCACGAGGCGCGCCAGCUGUGGCCGCGCGAGCCGCUGCAGUGCGUCGUCUCGCUGGGCACCGGUCGGUUCGCGCCGAACUCGCUCAGCACGCUGCCGGUCGCCGCCAGUGCCGACUACACCUCCUGGGUCACCAAGAUCAGGAAGUUCGUCGACAGCGCCACCGAUACAGAGGGCGUAAACACCAUCCUGACGGAACUCCUGCCGACGCACACCUACUUCCGCCUGAACCCCUACCUCAGCCAGAGCGUGACGCUCGACGACAGCUGCCCGCUCAAGUUGGCGCAGUUGAAGGAGGACGCGCGUAUGUACGUGCGCAAGAACGGCUUCAAGCUGGGUAGGGCGGUGACCGAGCUUGGUCGCCAGCGGCGCCGCCACCAGCAGCUCGUCGACUGGGUGCAGCGCCGACGCGACACGUACGCCGUCUAGCCGGCGCCGCCUACGGCAGGGACCGCGGCCGGUGUCCAGCGGCCUCGCUGACGAGCGGGUGUGGUGAGCUCGCCGGCGGCGGCGCGGCACCGUCCGCGAAACGAUACGCGGCGAACGGAAGGACCCCGACGAAUUGCGGCCUGUCGGUUGUUGAUGGCUGGUGGCUCGUGAAGUUUGUCAGGUUCUGAAAAUGGAGUCGGCUCGGCUCUGCCGACUUGUACUCAGUACGGGUUCCCUUACAAGUACCGGCCACUGCGCUGAGCCUCACGGGCGACCGAACCUGUUGCGGUGGGCGCUGCUCCCCACAUGAUGAUUGGGUGAUUAUUAAUUGAUUGGUGUCAAAUCUUGACAGCGUCGCCGAGAAACCUUGCACGGGUUAGUCCUUUUGCCGUCGCAUGAUGUUUGCGAGGCUAGAGUUUUAUCUCCUGCGUAGCUGCGGACGGUGCGUGGUCCUAUCUCAAGGUUCGCUACGAUCACAUCACUCACAGAGCGUCGGGAGGGGUAGAACACGUAUUUGCUUUUAGCUACCGCCAAUGUCACUCUCAGGUUGCUUUAGCUUCUGUUAAGUUUGCUCUGGCUCCUCACUGCAAGUAGCAGCCAGUGACUUGCAUGGGCGAUCGCUGCGGUGAUAUGUGUGGAGCCCACGUGGUGUUCCUGUUCGGCAACUGAAAUCAGCGGUGAGCGGCCCCGGGCGGUCUGUGCUGUGGUAUGCAUGUGUUGUGCUCUCAUGAUGUUCGUGUUAGGCGUCCUAGUCUCGUGUAUGUGAUGACUGACCAAGUACCUGAAAUGCCUGAGAGGAAAAAUGCAAAGCACGAAACAACACGUGUC
Molecule: messenger RNA, 2571 nt
Organism: Pollicipes pollicipes
Lineage: Eukaryota; Metazoa; Arthropoda; Thecostraca; Pollicipedomorpha; Pollicipedidae
Product: calcium-independent phospholipase A2-gamma-like
Biological process (GO): arachidonate metabolic process
Cellular component (GO): membrane
Source: RefSeq, a predicted model, not a curated record